Ictalurus furcatus (blue catfish) is the source of this 2159-nucleotide messenger RNA. RefSeq names its product solute carrier family 24 member 2 (gene slc24a2b). NCBI's taxonomy places the organism in Eukaryota, Metazoa, Chordata, Actinopteri, Siluriformes, Ictaluridae. Gene Ontology annotation, molecular function: calcium channel activity; calcium, potassium:sodium antiporter activity. The transcript has 9 exons. Gene Ontology annotation, cellular component: membrane. The record is from RefSeq and is a predicted model, not a curated record. Gene Ontology annotation, biological process: long-term synaptic potentiation; calcium ion transmembrane transport; intracellular calcium ion homeostasis. The coding region runs from base 1 to 1734 and encodes 577 amino acids.
AUGGUUUCAGCCAAUCAGCGGCCAAGAAGACAUCAUGUGAGGAGGAAACUUCGUGCAUCGCGGAUCCUUGUGUUUGUGCUGAGCUUAUUCGCAUUCUGUCUGCUCCUAUGUUGGAAUGCCUUCAGAGGAAUAGAUGAGUCUCAGCACCAUAGAACUCCACGCUCCGCCCAUCAGGAAGGGGUGGAGCUGACCACACCGAUGACAUUGGUGAUGGAGAACCACGGAGAUUAUCCCGAGGAUAUUUUCAGUCUAGAGGAAAGGCGCCAGGGCGCCGUAGUGCUGCACAUAUUCGGGAUGCUGUACAUGUUCAUCGCUUUGGCCAUUGUGUGCGACGAGUUCUUUGUCCCAGCGCUUACUGUCAUAACGGAGAAGCUGCAGAUCUCAGAUGAUGUAGCAGGUGCCACCUUCAUGGCAGCUGGAGGCUCCGCCCCUGAGCUCUUCACAUCUGUCAUCGGAGUUUUCAUCUCGCACAGCAACGUUGGGAUCGGCACCAUCGUUGGCUCGGCCGUCUUCAACAUCCUGUUUGUGAUCGGCAUGUGUGCGCUGUUCUCGCGUGAGAUCCUCAACCUCACCUGGUGGCCACUCUUCCGUGAUGUGUCCUUCUACAUCAUGGACCUCAUCAUGCUCAUCUUCUUCUUCUUGGACAAUUAUAUCACCUACCUGGAGAGCAUGGCUCUGCUAGGAGGCUACAUUUCUUAUGUGCUCUUCAUGAAAUUCAACGCCAAUGUGGAGGUGGUCAUCAAGAGCCUGAUUCACCGGAACCAGGUGGACGAAACAGCGGUUGUGCCCAAGGUCGACAAUGCUGGAGAUGACGGGAACAAACUCUCGGCCAAGCCCCAUCUUCAGAGAGGGUUAAGCUCCGCCUCUCUGCACAACUCACUGAUGAGGAACAGCAUCUUCCAGCUCAUGAUCCACACAUUAGAUCCGCUCAGUGACGGGAAAUUCAAGGACAAAGCUUCCAUUCUGCACAAGAUUGCAAGAAAAAAGGGACAAAGUGAAAUAAACGGCAUUGUGGAUAAGAAAUUCCCCAACAGUAUCGGCGUGGAGGUGGAAGUCACUCCGCCAAUGAACGGCAGCAUAGCACAACAGGGUGAGGAAGAAGAAGAGGAUGAAGACCAGCCUCUCAGCUUAGCGUGGCCGGAGACGAGACAGAAGCAAUUGAUGUACCUCUUCGUUUUCCCCAUCGUGUUCCCACUGUGGCUCACACUGCCCGACGUCCGCAGAGAUACUUCAAAGAAGUUCUUUCCCAUCGCGUUUCUGGGUUCCAUCAGUUGGAUUGCUGUCUUCUCCUAUCUGAUGGUGUGGUGGGCUCACCAGGUUGGAGAGACUAUUGGCAUUACGGAGGAGAUCAUGGGUCUGACGAUUCUUGCAGCAGGAACUUCAAUUCCAGAUCUCAUCACCAGCGUGAUUGUGGCUAGGAAAGGUUUAGGAGACAUGGCCGUGUCAAGCUCAGUUGGUUCCAACAUAUUUGACAUCACCGUAGGUUUGCCCUUCCCGUGGCUGCUCUACUCUUACUUUCACAACCUGAAGCCAGUGGCGGUGAGCAGUAACGGCCUGUUCUGCGCCAUUGUGUUGCUCUUCCUCAUGCUCAUCUUUGUCAUCGUCUCCAUCGGUGUGUGCAGGUGGAAAAUGAGCAAGCUGCUCGGCUUCUCCAUGUUCCUGCUUUACUUCGUUUUCCUCGUGGUCAGUGUCAUGCUAGAGGACAAGAUCAUCACCUGCCCCGUCUCCAUCUGAGGAGCUUCAGGGGAAUAUGUGUUGCCAAGCAGAAACUUGUCUCUAUCUGCGGGGCUUUGAGACAAUACGCACAAGGAAAUAAGCAGAAACAACACAGAACAAGUACACAAAAUGCAUACAGUCCCUAUAGAACCUACCAAGAAAGCACAAGAAAGCUACGAAUAAAAUAUUCAGGAAGCAGACAGGAACUACUACAAUCAGAGAUGAUGACACAGAAAAAGGCACGGAAACUACACAGAAAUUACGCAGGAAAUGGCAGAGAAACUACACGGAACAUUACACAGUUACUACACAGUAAACUAUACAGAACAUUACACAGAUAUUACACAUAGACUUGUGCAAAACCUACACAUUAAAUUAUAUAGAAACUACACAGAAGAUUACACAAAAUCUACACAAAAACUACACCGAAGGUUUCGCAGAAA